Molecule: messenger RNA, 1183 nt
Organism: Aplosporella prunicola CBS 121167
Lineage: Eukaryota; Fungi; Ascomycota; Dothideomycetes; Botryosphaeriales; Aplosporellaceae
Exons: 2
Coding region: 61-1107 (348 amino acids)
Molecular function (GO): oxidoreductase activity
Source: RefSeq, a predicted model, not a curated record
GACUUCACCUCCAUCCAUCGACAACAUCGUUGAAAAAUAGCCGCUAAACCAAGACCUACCAUGCCUUCGCAGCAAGUGUUCCGUUUCACUGGCAACCGCCAAUCCUACCACGACCUGCAAUGUAUCCAAGAAGAAAUCCCCACAAUCAGCAACCGCGAAGUCCUCAUCCGCGUCCGAGCCGUCGCACUCAACUACCGCGACAUCAUCAUCGCCAAAUCCAAAUACCCCUUUCCAGUCAAAGACAACCUAGUCCCCUGUUCCGACGCCGCGGGAGAGAUCGUGGAAGUCGGCAGUAGCGUAACUAAAGCGCUAGCCAAAGGCGACACUGUGAUCGGAACAUUCGACCCCACGAACCUCUACGGUCCGCAGCAAACAGUAGUGCACGCCCUAGGCGGACCCGUCGAUGGCGUGCUCAGACAGUAUAUCGUGCUACCCGCGGAAGCAGUCGUCAAGGUGCCAGCGACGUCCUCGGUGAGUCUCGCACAGUGGGCGUGUCUAGUGGGCCCAGGCUUGACAGCCUGGAACGCGCUGUACGGGAACAAUCCACUCAAGCCGGGCCAGACGGUGCUUUUCCAAGGCACGGGAGGGGUUUCGAUGAUCGGCCUCGUGCUGGCCAAGGCCGCUGGCGCUACCACCAUCGUCACGUCCUCUUCCGACGACAAGCUCCACCACGUCAAGGCCACAUACGGCGCCGACCACCUGAUCAACUAUAAGACGACGCCCAACUGGGCCGCCGAAGCGCUCAAGAUCACGCAUGGCCGCGGCGUCGACCACGUCUUCGACAACGGGGGCGCGGGCACGAUCAAGCAGAGCAUCGAGGCCAUCACUAUGGGCGGCCAUGUCGCCGCUAUAGGGUUUCUGGCGGGGAUUCCGCAGGACGAAAUGCCGGAUGUGACAAUGUUGGCGAUGGGGAAGGCGGCGAUUGUUAGGGGGAUUUUGGUCGGCUCGACCCAGAUGCUGGAGGAUUUGGUUAGGUUUGUGGGGGAGCGUGGAUUGUGUUUGCCUGUUGAGAAGGUGUUUGCGUUUGAGAGGGAGGAGGUUUUGAAGGCGUAUGAGUAUUUGGAGAGUGCGCAGCAUGUGGGCAAGGUUUGUAUUGACGUUGCGUAAGGUUUCAUAGUGCGACGUAGGAAAUAUGUGGAGGUUAAUAACUUAGCAAACGUUUGCAUUCAGAUAUUACAGGUAG